GUAGGUGUGAUAUUACGUUUAAUAAGAGUACUGUACUAUAUUGGAGGUGUAGAUUAAACAUAACGAUUUUAUAAACACUUCAAUGCUUAAAAUAUGGUACCUCAAAAGAUAUGUCGUAGCAAUACUAUCCUUUUUUGGUUUUAUGAAUAUCUAUGCCUUACGUUCAAACUUGAGUAUUGCUAUAGUGGAUAUGACACAACUGAAGAAUGUUUCCUUGCAAAACGGGACUAACGUAUUAGAAAGAGAAUUUGAAUGGAAUUCGACGUUGCAAGGUUACGUCCUCAGUUCAUUUUUUUAUGGGUACAUCUUUACACAAAUCAUUGGAGGAUUUUUGGCCGCUAAAAUUGGAGGCGCUAGAGUUUUCGGGCUGGGAAUUGCCUCUACUUCCUUAUUAACUUUGGUUACUCCGUGGAUUGCAAAAACUAGUGUAUACUUUCUAAUUGCAAUCAGGAUUUUAGAAGGGGCUCUUGAGGGUGUCACCUAUCCUGCUAUGCAGGAAAUAUGGUCGCAUUGGGCCCCUCCUUCGGAAAAAAGUCGUUUAGUUAGCAUUGCAGGGUCAGGCAGCUAUUUUGGGGCCGUAGUGGCAAUGCCUGUUUGUUCACUACUAGCGACGUCUUUUGGUUGGGAAAGUAUAUUCUACACAUUUGGUGUAAUUGGAUUCAUUUGGUACGCAAUAUGGCUGCUAGUAGUCGCAGAUACUCCAUCCACAGACAAAUAUAUAAAAGAAAAGGAAGUAAAUUAUAUAAACGAAGCCAUUAGUUCUAUUAAAAGUGAUGAAAAAAUCAGCACCCCUUGGUGUACUAUUUUAAAGUCACGUGCAGUAUUGGCAAGUACCGUUUGUUUAUGUUGUGAAACUUGGGGAUUUUAUACGCUAUUAACAUUUUUGCCUCAAAUGAUGAAAUCCCUUUUAGGAUUUGAUCUCAACCAAGCUGGAUUUCUCUCAGCAUUGCCUUAUUUAGCCAUGUCUAUUAUGGUACAAGUUGGUGGUUACCUAGCUGAUUAUAUAUUAGGCAAAAAAUACCUUACUACGACACAAACAAGAAAAUUAGGGAUUAUAGUGGGUUUUACGUUCCAAGGUCUAUUUAUUCUUAUUGCUGGAUAUUGGAUAUCUAAAUUUGGAACUCCUUUUUGUCUAGUCACUGCUGUCGGAUUGGGCGGACUGGCCUUAAGCUCAUUGCUAAUUAAUCCACUGGAUAUAGCUCCAAAAUUUGCCGGAGUUAUAUUUGGCAUUAAUAACACAUUUGCGACCAUACCCGGAAUAGUCUCGCCGAUUUUAACUGGAUAUAUAGUGACUGACCAAACCAGUGUUGCUCAGUGGAGGAUAGUGUUUUAUAUAGCUUCAGCUAUUUACUUGUUUGGAGCAAUCUUCAGUUUUCUAUUUACUGAUGGAAAACAGCAAUCUUGGGCAGAUAUAACAGUUCCUCAUAACAACGGACUGGAGUCAGCUAUUGGUUAUGAAAACCACACGGUUGAAGUCGAUCGUUCUGACUAUGCAAACAAGACAUCACAAAUCAAGUAGUUCUGCUUGUAUUUAUAAAUUUUUUAAUAAAGUAUUU
Molecule: messenger RNA, 1556 nt
Organism: Diabrotica balteata
Lineage: Eukaryota; Metazoa; Arthropoda; Insecta; Coleoptera; Chrysomelidae
Source: the annotation of a GenBank genome assembly